Molecule: messenger RNA, 1575 nt
Organism: Cynara cardunculus var. scolymus (artichoke)
Lineage: Eukaryota; Viridiplantae; Streptophyta; Magnoliopsida; Asterales; Asteraceae
Product: protein FAR1-RELATED SEQUENCE 8-like
Exons: 6
Coding region: 1-1575 (524 amino acids)
Biological process (GO): regulation of DNA-templated transcription
Molecular function (GO): zinc ion binding
Source: RefSeq, a predicted model, not a curated record
AUGUCGUUUGAUUUGAUGGUACGCCGUAAACAUCAAAGAGAAGUGUGGAACUCCAAUAUUAAAAGGACCGGGUGUACAACAAGUGUGAAGUUCCGAUUGAUGAAAGGAACAACAACAUAUGAGUGUUACGGUUUUGAAGAGGACCACAACCAUUCACUUUUGAGACACGAGGAUAUGGAUUUGACCAGAAAAGGACGCCAAAUGAAAUUUUCAGAUCAGCGAUUUGUUCAUGAUGCCGGAAUCUCAAAUAUGGGUGCCACACGGGCGCAUAAGUUGCAUACGUCUCUAAGAGGAGGGUACGAAUACGGUGGUCCAGCGGUUGAUGAAGUAGCUCGAUUCAAUUAUUCUGAAUUUGGAGAUGUAAUAUCUUUUGAUGCUACAUUCCGAACAAACAGACAUUCCAUGGUUUUUGUUCCCUUCACUGCGGUUGACAAUCAUAACUGCAAUGUCGUUGUUGGAUCGGCUUUGGUUGGACAUGAGCAUGUUCCAAAUUACAAGUGGCUACUCCAAGCAUUUUGGAAAACACAUUCAAAGCCCCCUAUGAUGAUUCUUACCGACCAAUGUCCUGCGAUGAAGCAAGCAAUUGCAUCAGUCUUUCCAGAUUCAAGGCACAGGCUUUGUAUUUGGCACAUCAUGAAUAAAGUUUUGAACAAGUUUAGUUACGAUCUUCAUAAUAAUACCACGUUUAAGAAACAAUUUUUCAAGCUCUUUAUGUUGGGGUUUGAAUUUGCCUUGGAGAAACAACGUCGGGAGCAACGUCGUCUUGAUUAUCACACGAAAACUACCUUACCUAAAUGGUUGACCUAUAGCCAGCUUGAGAGGCACGCCUGUGAGAUUUACACGCGUUCUGUAUUUUUUGAGGUGCAAACCAAGAUACACAGGGCUCCCUGGACAUGUUCAAUUAAGAGUGUCAAUUCAAAUGAGGAAGCUGAAACAUAUUUAAUUGAACAUUUAGACAAAAGAGAUGAGAAAAUAGCAGAGUAUAAGGUUGUUCGUAACUUGAAGGAGUCUACCGUUGUUUGUAGUUGCAAUCACAUCGGUCGUCAUGGUUAUUUAUGCAGACAUGUGUUCAAAGUUUUGCAAAACGCCGGUUUUGAAUCUAUACCUGAAGAAUACAUUUUGAGAAGAUGGAGACGUGACCUUAUACAUAUUGAACUUCAAAACAGCUGUCAAAGAAUAUGCGACGUAGGCGAGGAUCAACAGAGAAUAAUUAAUGAUACAUAUGAAAUCGUCGAUGAUGUGUUGGAUAUAUUAAGAGAUGACAAAGAAAAACUAGAAUCAUUUGUGGCUACACUCAAAGAAAUGAGAGAUGAUGUAGCMAAAGAUCGCACAUAUGAACCUUCGAUGAAACGUAAAGAGCGUGGAAUAGAACAAAUUCUUGGUUUUACAAGACCUGAUAACAUUGAAAUACAUCCUGCUACUGGUAUAAGAAACAAAGGUUGUGGUACGUCCAAAAGAUUGAUUGGUACAGCUAAGAAAGCAGCAGUGAAGAGUAGCAGGCCUAAGAGGAUGUGUAGUGGUUGCAAGAUGAUGUCUAAUCAUGAUAUCUGUAACUGUCCAAAUAAGACAAAGUAG